AUGAGCAAGGCUGACAUUGAGUUCCUAAAUAAUGAAAGUAUGAUGUGGCGGUGUGAUCCCUGCAGCAAAAAGCGGCGCAGUAGCCUAAGAUUAGAGUCACAAGCUACAGAGGGUAAACUAACUUUAGAGGAUUUAAUGAAAGCAAUAAAUGAACUAAAAUGUGAUCAUAAGACAAAUGUUACUGAAUUCAAUACAUCCUAUGAAUUGAUGAAUAGCAAGAUUGAUGAAAAUACCUCUGCCCUGAAAGAGAACACGGUGAAAAUUAUAGAGUACCUCGAUAGGAUUGAUGCUCUCACAGCAGAAAAUAAACAGCUCAAAGAUAAAGUUUUCAACUUAGAGCAGAAGGUUGAAGACAUGGAGCAGUAUUCUAGGCGUAACUGUGUGGAGCUUCAAGGUGUACCUGUGGUAGGCAAUGUGCUAGACACAGUGAAGGAAGUGGGAAAGGCUCUUGGUAUGGAAGUAACUGAUACCAUGGUUGAUGCAUGCCACACUCUAGCAAAACGAUCCAGUGAUUCAAAGCCACCUGGAAUCAUUAUAAAAUUUGUUAGGAGGUUUGAUGCGGAAAAUAUGAUGGCCAAAAGAAGAGCAAAGAAGGACUUUUCAACUCGGCACAUAGGUUUAACAAGUGACGAACCAAUUUAUGUCAAUGAGUCUCUUACUCCAACCAGAAGAAGACUGCUCGGUAUGACCAGGGACUAUAAGAAAAAGAACAAUUACCAUUUUGUGUGGGUGCGAGGAGGUAAAAUCUUUCUGCGAAAAGAUGAAAAGGGACCCGUUUCUGUGAUAAGGUGCCAGGCUGACCUUGACAACCUUUAG
Molecule: messenger RNA, 816 nt
Organism: Homalodisca vitripennis (glassy-winged sharpshooter)
Lineage: Eukaryota; Metazoa; Arthropoda; Insecta; Hemiptera; Cicadellidae
Exons: 1
Coding region: 1-816 (271 amino acids)
Source: RefSeq, a predicted model, not a curated record